This is a messenger RNA of Cydia strobilella, 1590 nucleotides long. RefSeq lists its product as uncharacterized. Gene Ontology annotation, molecular function: olfactory receptor activity; odorant binding. NCBI's taxonomy places the organism in Eukaryota, Metazoa, Arthropoda, Insecta, Lepidoptera, Tortricidae. The record is from RefSeq and is a predicted model, not a curated record. Gene Ontology annotation, cellular component: plasma membrane. Gene Ontology annotation, biological process: detection of chemical stimulus involved in sensory perception of smell; sensory perception of smell. The coding region runs from base 1 to 1590 and encodes 529 amino acids. The transcript is spliced from 5 exons.
AUGAGCGCUGGUCGUUUCUACAGGCAUUCUACCCUGAAUUAUUUAAUCCGCCGCGCCCUCAGCACCGCCGGUCUUCCCGCGACAUUGGAGCCGUCGGGCCUCUCGGCGGCUGACGGCAAGAGACCUGACGGCUGCACUCUCGUGCUAUGGAGCCUGGGUCGCCCCUUGGCGUGGGACGCUACCUGCGUCGACACGCUGGCCCCGUCCCACGUGGAGGGGUCUGCUCGGAAGCCGGGGACGGCCACGGACCAGGCACAGACACUGAAGCGCCGCAAAUAUGCGUUCUUAACGAACGAACACGAUUUUGCGGCGCUUGCAGUGGAAACGUUGGGUCCGUGGUCAACCUACACUAAAAAGUUUGUUAAAGAGGUAGGUCGCAAGUUUGCAAUGUUGGAAGAGCUGCGGCAGUUUGGGUUGGACCGCCAUGACUUUCCGACGCUUUUGGAUAAUGUAUCCACGCUGCUGCGUAUGUUGACGCUGAACAUCGACAGCCGGAAUACCAAACGAAUAUCAUUUAUCUUCUACGUGUUGAUGCUGGUAUCUCUAUCCUGCUACUUCUACGCUUUAAUAAUAUCUAUUAUACGGUUUAUCUUCUUUCGGGAUGUAGAAGAACAAUUGUUGAAGAAAAGCAUAGCAUUCUGUCAACUGGUUAUCAGUACGGUGUCCCUCGCCAUCUUUUUGUACAUGUAUUGGAAUAAAAAUAAACUAAAAAGAAUUAUAGACGCGUAUAUUCUCUGCGACUCUAAAGUAGAACCCAACAGCAGGAUGUCCAGAAACAUGAAAGUGACCUUAAAGUCAGUCAAAAAAAGGGCAUUCUUUUUUUGGAUCUUCGUCGUGAGCGAAGCUGUAGUUUACCUUAUGGUUCGACCCCUGGUUGUUGAGAGAAGUUCUAUGAAGGAUUAUCAACUUUUAUGGGGUCUUGAUCCAAUGGUCGAAACACCUAACUUCGAAAUUUCAGUUUUUGUCAUAACGAUGACCGUGCCGGUAAUUGUAUUUGUACCCAUCAACACUAUAGUCCUUCUCAUAGUCAUCGCCGGCUACUCCGAAGCCCACAUGUUAGCCCUCAGCGAGGAGCUGCUGUGUCUAUGGGAAGACGCCGUAAUCGACUAUCAGAUGCAGCCCCCAAUAAAGGAAUCAAAUCACAUUAUCUCCAUCGACGAGUUUGUAAAACGACGUUUAGAAAACAUAAUUAAAUCUCACGCGCAAAGUAUCCAUAUGUUCCAGCUGGUUGAAGACGUGUUUAGAAAUGGAAUUGCUAUUCAAUUCAUAUUAUUUUCAAUAGCUCUCGUAUCUUGUCUGAUGGCAGGCUUACAGAACACAUAUGCGCAAAUCCCUUUUAUUUUAAUGAUUAUAGGCAUGAACUGUUUCACCGGUCAGAAUCUGAUGGACGCAAGCUGCACUUUCGAAGCUGCUGUCUAUCGUUGCAAAUGGGAAAAGUUUGACAGGAAUAACAUGAAAUCUGUGCUGUUGAUCCUGCGAAUCGCGCAGAAAAAUAUGAAGUUGUCAGCGAGGGGAGUGGUUUUCUUGACCUACGCGAGUUUCACUUACAUUGUCAAAAGUAUCUACUCUAUGUAUACUGCGUUUAAGUGA